Messenger RNA from Leishmania major strain Friedlin, 3018 nucleotides. RefSeq lists its product as hypothetical. The transcript has a single exon. The coding region runs from base 1 to 3018 and encodes 1005 amino acids. Lineage: Eukaryota; Euglenozoa; Kinetoplastea; Trypanosomatida; Trypanosomatidae. The record is from RefSeq and is a predicted model, not a curated record.
AUGUUCCUCAGAUUUGAUUGUAGAUUUCGUGGUUGUGGUGGUUGUGCGUGUCGGUCUACCGGGGCGUGUCGUACGGCGCAGUCCAUCACCGCCGCGUUUUCCCUCUUUCGCACGUCGAUGCACCGGUGCAGCAGCAUGGCACCUCUCACACAGCGUUGUUGCGGUGUGUCCGCGUCGUCUGCCAUACGGUCGUCGUCCUGGGAGGCGAGAACGAGGUCUUUUGUUCUUUUCUGCAUCGUCCUUCUCCUGCUGGCCUGCCACGCAGCCUGCGCCGCGUCGUCGACGGGCGAUGAAGGCAUCGAGCACGGGCACGCAAGUGGCAAGAGUGGCGCGGCAGCGCACAGCAUCGGCGGCAUCGCCGCACAGAGCACGAGCAAGCAGACCGGCGGAGCUGCCUCAGCACCAAUGCGUCACACAGCAGGGACAACACGUGCGGCCGGCCUGCUGACAUGCCAGGAGCUGUACGCCAAGCGCGCCUCGUCCUCCUCGCUGCCACUGUCUGGUGACUGCGUGCUCCCCCGCAUCAGCAAGGAGCUGAGCGGCGACCGCAGGGAUGACCUCCUGCAGCGAGCCUCAUCGGCGGAGGCGGCGGCGCGCAUCCUCACCUGGCACAUCGGUCCACGCACACCGGCGCACCAAGCCCCGCUGCAGAGCACGUUCCCGAGCUACUUCAUGAACGUCAGCACCGCUGCCGCCGCCACAGCUGAUGAAUCGCGGCUCUCCAGCGGCACCGUUGGGGGUGUGCAAGGAGAGCUGCUGCCGGAUGCUGCAACGGCGUGGCGCGUGCGCAGCUACAACGCCCUGUGCUCGGAUGAAGGACGUGCAACGGCUGGCUCUCUCUCCUCAGGCCGGCACCGCGGCACCGCCGGCGUCCGAAGUGGAGCGCACGGCAGCAAUGUACAAGCGGGCAAGAGAGGUGGUGACGCGUCAUCGUUGCCGUUCAUGAAGUGUAUGCGUGCCGUCGUGCAGCCCAUCGCCAGUGUUGUCGCAGCUGUCGUGGACGUGUCUGGAUUCGGGCAUUACGUCCGGUGCUCCGCCACGGAGGUCAUUGCCAACGUGCGCGUGUUUGCGUGGCGCAGCGGCACGGCGUGGGCGCAGGUUUUCAUGCGCCGACGGGUGGCUCUGCGCAUCCCUAUUGGAUCAUGGUCCGGCGGGGCAGCAGUAGCGGCGGCGGCGGCGGCUGAUGAGGGCGACACCAAAAGUGGUGCCGGCGGCGGCGAUGGCAAGGCAAAGAGCGGCAUGCCUGCUCACGUGAUGCUCUCCCGCAUGGCGAUGUCGACCCACGGCUCGGUCUCGCUCCUGCGCGUGAUUUCGUUUCCGCCCGUUGUGCAGCUCGUGCCGAGUACGCAGUCGAAGCCGGCAGCCGCGUCGUUUGUGUGCUCGCUACCGGCCGUCCACGAAGCCUCGCUGCUACUCGAGGAAGACGCGAUGGCGCGACGGCGAGAAGCCCGGCAGGCGGCGGUAGCGGCGGGAGUGGUGGUGUUUCCAAGAGGGCGGCGGCAGCGUGCACGCACAGGUCCGCCGUCGUCGCCGCCGAUCCCGCCGCUAUGGAUAGUGUCUAUCAUGAAGGAUGUAGUCUGCCUCGCCGCUCGCUUGCUCUCCGGCGUGAGCCGCGAGGACGACGCGGCAGCCGCCGCAGCGGCUGCGUGGUCGCGUGCGGCAUCUAUUUCGGCCGAUGACGGUGUCUCGAGGUCGGCUGCCGUUGCAGCUGCACGGGGAUUCCGGGCUCGUGUACGAGAGGAGCUGGGGCCCCAUCAGAACUUUGGUGAGUCCGUUCUCCCGAUCGCGCUCCAGCAGAUGCUCGGCAGUCGCACGAUGCACACGCACGCGCAACUCGUGGAGAACGAGGUGGUCGUGGCAGGCGAGGAGCACGAGACGUUUUACAUGCAGUGGGAAGCGUCGCUGCCGGCCGGUAAACCGAUGUGUCUCGCACUCGUCGCCCUGCCGCCGUCCUCGCCGGCCGUGGAGGCGGCCGCGGCGGACAUUCUGCUCCAGUCAAGCGCCGCAGCGGAUCAUCUUCCAGUGUCGUUGGAGGAGACGUGCAGCUUCGACAUUCUGUGGCUGCAGAUGCUAUUCAUGGCAUGGGUAGUGUGGCAGCUCGAGCGGCGCGUCGCGCAAAGCACUCUCGUGAAGCACCUGGUGACGGGCCUUAGCGGCGUGCUGCUGCUGCUGCUGCUGCUGCUCUGGUACGUGAUCCGCCGUUUGCAGGGCACCUCGUUCCAGCUGGCCAUGCUUGCCAUGGCGUUGCUGCUGGGUGGGUCGACGGCGAUGACGGACGGUCUUCUGAAUGUCGUGAAGAGCAUCCACUACAUAAUCAUGUCCCUGUCAGAGCCCGCGUCCGGCGGUGGGCGUGGGUGGGCCGGUGCUGAGGGCGGCGGCGACGCGGAUGACGACUCCUCCACUUCCGCACCGAGCGUCUUCGUGGUUCUCGGUUCUGGCCUUCUUGUGCUCGUGUGCGUCGGAAGCGGAAUCCUGCUCAACUGGCUCGUCCCGCCCGCUGUUCUGCGCGCCACAACGUUCUGGUGCGUGCGGGCGCUGCUCUGGACACUAUGGGGGCUGUGUGUGCUGCGUAACACCGAGGCGACAGUGGUAGCGGCUCUCCUGUGGACACUGUGGCAGGCGCGGUCGCUUGCGCGCGCCACACCGCGCUUCUCAUCACCGGCAAGGCGCGGCACGAGUGUUGAGUUUUCGGUCAACGAUCCGCUUGAAGAGGUGCCGCACGACGCUCGGCAAGCGCGUGGGUACGUGACACCGCUGGCGGUCUCCUCGUGGGCCGCCACCUCGGGCGGAAGCAACACAGGGUACGCCAGUCUGCGCACCUCGGGGGCCCGACUGAAGCGCUAUGAGGAGGAGGGUGCGGAGUACACUCGGUGCGCGCUGGAGAAGCUGGCAGCGCACCUGCGCGCCAAUCCUGGUCGCUACGCAACGCGACUUCUCGACCCGAAUGGCGUGCAGCAUUGGGCUGGCGCCGCGAGCACAGAGACGGACGAAGAGGCGGAAGAGGUGGCGGCGGCAUGA